CGUAGUCCGCGGGCCUUCGUCGGCUCUGAGGGCGGGCCGAGGCAGCCAGAGGAGGGAGCGGGCCGGGGGCUCCCUGUUGCCCUGGUUACGCCGAGGCACGUGUGCAGUCCCGGAAGCGGCUCCGGGAAGCUGCCCAGCGCGCGCAGUCGGAGGAAGCGCAGCCCGGUCCGCUGGGGUCGGGUCCGGCUGGGCCAUGGAGCCGUUGCCUGAGCCCGCGCCCCGGCCCGGACCCCGCUGUCUUCUGCUUCUCUCCCUGCUACUGUUGCUGCUGCUGCUACUGCCGGCCCCGGAGCUGGGCCCGAGCCAGGCGCAAGCCGAGGAGACCGACUGGGUUCGACUCCCCAGCAAAUGCGAAGUGUGUAAAUACGUUGCCGUGGAGCUGAAAUCAGCUUUUGAGGAAACCGGCAAGACCAAGGAGGUGAUCGACACAGGCUAUGGCAUCCUGGAUCGGAAGGCUUCCGGAGUCAAAUACACCAAGUCCAUUUCAGAGCCCCCAGACCAGAUGACCUAUCUUCCUUCCAGCUCUGACUUCCCUUUGCCCCUCUCGUGCUGCUGUCUCUGCAGGGACUUACGGUUAAUCGAAGUCACUGAGACCAUUUGCAAGAGGCUCCUGGACUAUAGCCUGCACAAGGAGAGGACCGGCAGCAACCGGUUUGCCAAGGGCAUGUCUGAGACCUUUGAGACACUGCACAACCUGGUCCACAAAGGGGUCAAGGUGGUGAUGGAUAUCCCCUAUGAGCUGUGGAAUGAGACCUCUGCAGAGGUGGCUGACCUUAAGAAGCAGUGCGACGUGUUGGUGGAAGAGUUUGAGGAGGUGAUCGAGGACUGGUACAGGAACCACCAGGAGGAAGACCUGACUCAGUUCCUCUGCGCCAACCACGUGCUGAAGGGCAAGGACACCAGUUGCCUCGCAGAGCAGUGGUCCGGCAAGAAGGGGGACACAGCCGCCCUGGGAGGGAAGAAGUCUAAAAAGAAGAGCGGCAAGGUCAAGGCCUCGGGCAGCGGCAGCAAACAGAGGAAGGAGCUAGGUGGCCUUGAAGAAGACCCCAGCCCCGAUGAGGAUGAGGGCAUCCAGAAGGCAUCCCCCCUUACACACAGCCCCCCGGAUGAGCUUUGAGCCUAACCCAGUGCCCCCUGUAUCGUGACCCCUGACCUGGAAGCUGAAGAAUCUGGGGCACAGCUCUGGCAGGCAGAUGGCUGUCCCUCUCCAAGUCCUCCCUGCCGUGCCGGCUUCCUGCCGGGAAAGACACAGGGCCAGGGAAGAGCUCAGAUCAGCUGCCGUCAGCCUACCGACCUCCUCCCUCUGCCAAGCGGCUGUCCUGACCCAGGCUUCAGGCAGGCCAUGCGAUUUCACACCUGCUAAGGACUCCAGUAUGAACUCCGGAGGGGCAGGUGUGGAGAGGGCACCCGGCCUUCACCUCCCCUCACUCCUUCCCAGCAGGGAAGCAAGACUACAGGCCUCCCCACCCCUGCUUAUCCCCUCCUGUGGACACCUUGCACUCUGCCCGGCCCUCCCCAGGGCUCACAGAGUAAAAACCUUUUGGCCUUUUUUGUUCUGAUUUUUGAGUCCCCUCCAGCUCCUCAGAGGGGCCUGGAGUCCCAGUUGCUCUCCUCCCCCUCCCCUUCCAGCGCAGGGGGGCCAAGGGUGGAGAGGCGGCUCCCAUCCCCCAUUAUUGAGGCUGGGCCUGCCAGCUGUGGGGGGCAGCAAGUGCCAGGAGGGCCCAGGUUGUUUUGGGGUGAGGCUCAGGACUGGGCUUUGGCCCUGCCCCUCAGCUGCCUUUGGACUCCCUAAGCUCCCCAGGCCAGGAGGGGCCUCACUUGUGCCCUGGCCACCUGGCUGGGCUCCCACUGCCUCUCCUCUCUCGCCCAAGGCCUUCGCCUUUUUUGUGUAAACUGUUUACUGGUGACCCCGCCAGAUCCCACCCCUCCUUCCCACCUCAUCUGCCCUACUUGUUGGUCUUGAACCUUGUUCCCUGAUGACCACAGCUGGUCACUCUGCUCUUCCUAGCUGUUGUGCCUGGAGUCUGGAGGGGAAGACACCCCAGCCCCCCAACAACAGCUGGUUACACAACGUUCUCUGGGUGCAGGGGAAGAACAGGAAGGCUGGCCUCUAGGGAGAAGGGGUGGGAGGCCCAGGCACCUCCGCAUUCUGUCCUGAGGGCAGGGAUCAGGCCCUCAGCGAUAGUGAGGACAGCGGCACGCACUCCCAGGGCUUUAACUUGAACCCUAACAACUCUUGGGGGUGGGUGCCAUUAGCCUCAUUUUGUAGAAGGUAAAAUUGAGGCUCAAAUUAAGUGAAGUGCCCAAGGUCCUGCCGUUAGUAAGUGUGCAGCUGGCACGACUCUGGGUCCAUUGUAUUUCCCCUACCCUGAAGCUGCCAGCUCCUUCACCCAACACCCAGCACUGGCAGUGUGAUCCACACUGAACUGGUUUGGUUUCUUAGCCAGAACUCCACCCUUACCAGCAUGCCUCUUUUCAAAGGAAAGGAGGAGGCUUCUUAGGAGGAGACGAUGGCAGAAUGUCCUGCCAGCGUGGCACCCCCACCAGGUGCCCUGUGGGUACCCGCACAGACUCUGUGCUUCUGGCUUGGGCCUGCUGGGCCGGGGGAGAUGCACUGCCGUAGUGCCGCAGACUCUGGCUCUGGUGAAAUGUUCCAGGGCCUGAACUGGGGGUGUGGGGCCCCUCGUAGCCUGGGCUCAGGCCCACUUCUCCCCUGAGUUGGGGCAGCCAAGGUCACAGAGGGUGGAGGAAACGGAAAAAUUUUCUUCCGGCUGGUGAGGCUUCCAACAGGUCCUUGGAGGAUGAUGCUUUUUUGCAUCAGCCCCUCUGCCCCCACCCAUCUCCAGGACCGGUAUUGCCCCCUGUUGAAGGGGCUGUGGGCAGUGAGAGUCCAGUCGAGACUCAGGUCCCACCCAGGACUUUGUUCAAGGGCUGGAGCCCAGGGCUGGGGAACAGUUUGCAGCCCCCCUGGACUGUCCAGGAUUUCAUGGCUAGUCUCUGAUUCCCCCAUUAUGUCACUGACCCACAGCACCUCCGUGCCUGCCUUACAUCAGUCCCUAGAGCUUCAUUGGUCCUUAAAGUAGGAUGAGACAAGACCUGUCCCCUUACUGGGGUGUUGACCCAGUGGCCCAAUCCAGACCCAGUCCCAGACCAGAGGGCAGACAGUGCUGUGACUGCUUUGCUCUUUGACCUGUGGCUGCUGCAUGAAUAGCACCUUGUUCCUCCCCCACCACCACCCACAAGGCCAAGCAGGUUGCACACACUAGCUCUCCACCCACCCACCCCAGUAAGCAGCCUCUCCCUCCCCCCCACCCCCCACCCCGCCCCCAGCCUGGAAGAGCCAGAGGCAAGAUCCAGCUUUCCAGGUUUUUCUUUUUCUCUCCCCACCACACCUACAAGCCUUUCCGAACUUGACUAUGCCCUCCACUCUCCCACACCCCUUCUCUCCAUAAGAUGAGGGGACUGGCUGAGCUGGAGUUAAUCUGAUUUUAGUCCCUUAAUUAGAAAUCCUGUUAAAACAGGGUUUCCUAAACUCACCUGAACAUGAAAAGUCACAUGGAAUGGUGGUUAAACAUACAGAUGUCUGGGCCCACCUGAUUUGCUAGGUUGGAGACCUGGAAGUCUGCAUGCUUAACAAGCCUCUCUCAUGGUUCUCAAGAUGAGGCCAGCUGGACCCCACUAUACCAGGAGAAACAGGGUGUCUUGCUAAGAGGGGAGAGGGCCUCAAUGAAAUCACAAGGUCAGUGUCUUGCCCUCAGAAACACAACUUGUCGGAACCCCAGAAAGGAUCUGUCUCUCAGCCAUCAUCCAGAACCACAAAGGCCGAUGGGCAAACCAGAAAGCAUUUCUUUCACUUCCAUGAUUAAAAGAACCACAGGCCCUGGUAGUGGAGUCUCAGGGGUUGGGGCUCUGUAGUCUCAGGGGCGGCUGCACAAGGACUGUAUUUUAGAGGACAAUCGCUAGGAAGUUUCUUCAGCUUCCUAGUUCCUGGGUGGUAUUUCCAUGCAGCAUCUUUUUGCAGGUUAGAAAAUGGUGCUCUUCACACCUUUGACUUCCGUCUGUCAGAAAGUUGUCUUAAUGUCAGUUUUGUUAGAAUAAGAGACUGACUACCAGGAUCCCGCCAGAAAAUAAUAAAUUUACAAACCCAUGAAUGGCAGUCCCUUAAAUCUGGAACCUUUGUGUGGUAUCCAACUGCCCUGCAUCAUUUCUGUUCACAAGUGUGAGCAAAUGCCUCUUCUUUUUUUUUUAAUCUCAAUUUUUUAAUCAUAUUAUUUUAGAGAGAGAGAAUCUUAAGCAGUCUCCACACUCAGCACCGGAGCCCAAUGCAGGGCCCGAUCCCCUGACCCUGGGAUCAUGAGUUAAGCUGAAACCGAGUCUGAUGCUCAACCAACUGAGCCACCCAGGAGCCCGAUUAUUAUUAUUUUUUUUAAUCUUAAGGCAUGCUUUUUGCUACAGAUGCAUGGUCCAAACCUAAGUGGUUUAUAGGAGGGCUCUGUGUACUAAUCCUAGCAGCAGAGCCAGUUGAAUCUCUCUUAAACAUCCUCUGAUGGCCUAGUUUGCUCUAGUAAGGAGUUUCACUGGAAUAAUAGUAACCACUAUUUUUUGAGUGCUUACUAUGUGACAAACACAGUUGUACAUGCUUUACAUAAUUAUUUAACACUACUAUGAUCUCAAGGCCAUGGAUUUCUAAAAACUCAAAGUACAGAAAAGUGCUUACAGCUCAAUGAGUUUUUACAAACUGAAAACCCAAGUCAUCUGCACCCAGCACAUGAAACGUUAUUACCAUUGCCCCCUACACACACACACACACACACACACAGGGAAUGUCAUCUAUUUUGUUUACUGUUGUAUCCCCAGCACUUAGUAUAGUGGAUGGCACAGAAUAGCUGCUUAAUAAAUACCCAUUGAAUGAAAGGUUAAAUAACUUGCCCAAGGUCACACACGAGUGGCCCUAGCAGGUUAUGAGCACAGGCGGAAUGGCUUCAGUGUCCUGAGGCAGAGCCAUGAGGCCACAGUACCCUGGAGCUAUGGGUUGGCUUAGGGCACCAUCCGCCUCUUACAUGGCUCUCUUCUAGAAGGCAGCCCAGCUAUGCAGUCUGCUAGUCUAUGUCUUCCAAGUUCAACAUGGGGAAUGCAAUUAGGAGCAAGACAACUUUCAAGUCUCUCCCUUUUCAGAGUUUACUGUUGCAUAUAGGUGAAAGCCAGCUUGACCCUUAUGCUGCCCUCAAGGGCUGGAUUUUUUUUUUUUUUUCAGUAAUCUCUACACCCAACAUGGAGUUCAAACUCACAACCCCAAAAUCGAGAAUCACAUGUUCUACCCAUUGAGCCAGCCAUGCACCCCUCAAGGGCUGGCUCCUGUUUACAAUUUCUUUCUUUUUUUUUUUCAAAAAUUUUUAAUGUUUUUUUUUAAUUUUUUUUUUUUUUAACGUUUAUUUAUUUUUGAGACAGAGAGAGACAGAGCAUGAACAGGGGAGGGUCAGAGAGAGGGAGACACAGAAUCUGAAGCAGGCCCCGGGCUCUGAGCUGUCAGCACAGAGCCCGACACGGGGCUCGAACUCACAGACUGUGAGAUCAUGACCCGAGCUAAAGUCGGACGCUCAACCGACUGAGCCACCCAGGCGCCCCCAAAAAAUUUUUAAUGUUUUAUUUAUUUUUGAGAGAGAGAGACAGAGAGACAGAGAGAGUAUGAACGGGGAGGGGCAGAGAGAGAGGGAGACACAGAAUCCGAAGCAGGCUCCAGGCUCUGAGCCGUCAGCACAGAGCCAGACGCAGGGUUUCGACUUGUGAACCACAAGAUCAUGACCUGAGUUGAAGUCAGACACUUAACCGACUGAGCAGCCCAGGGGCCCCCGCUGUUUACAAUUUCUUGAAGAGGAAUCCAACGUUACUCAUUCUUCCUUUAAAAUUGUGCUCUCCAUCUACUAAGGUUGUACAGGCCAAGAGAACUUAAGCUUCCUUUAACACGAUCGUGACUGUUUGUAAGGAAGUGUUGUUGCCCAUUGAGAGGAGAGAGAAGCAGGCUGACUCCGUCACCAGUUCCAAGGGCAGCAACACCUCCUCCCACCACCAAUCACCCCAAAAGAUAAAAGGUUCUCAGCCCAAAAAGGGGAAGAAAACAAAAAGACACUCAAAAAGCUAGAUUUUUAUCUUGUUCAGAAUUACGCACCAAAGUGUCUUGGUGUUUUACCGUUCGUCUCAUCCAGACAUGAUGGCAUGUGUAAAUCGCCUGUCUGAGCAGUGCUUAGUUAGCAUGUUGCCAGGGCUCAAAUAGUAUAUCAUUUUCCUGUGGAAGAGUACAGCUCAGUGAGCAGAUUGGUAUACACAGAAGAGAUCUUAUUGGGCAUGAGCACACCUUACAACGGCUUUUAAUAGUGUGAAAUGAUCAAAGGAAGCCUCUCUUCUUACACAUUGGUGGAAUUCUUACACCAUUAGUUAGUGCUGCAAUCCACUGAUGUAGGGACCAAUUCUACACUCACUUAACGGGACUUUUUUUUUUUUUAUGUACUUAAAACAUUUUUUUAAUUUUUAAAAAGACUGUGGUAAACUACCCAUAAAUAUAAAAUUUACCGUAUUAAUCUGUCUUAGUGUAGAAUCCAGUAGCAUGAAGCACAGUCACAUUGCUGUGCAACCAUUCUCCAGACUCUUCAUAUCUUACAAAACAGAUACUCUGUACCCACUGAAAACUCCUCCUUCUCCCCUCCUUGAGGCUCUCCUCACCACUGACCCACUUUCUGUCUCCAUGACUUUGACUACCCCAGAUAUCUCAUACAAGUGGAAUCAUACAGUACUUACCUUUUUUAUCAAUGGCUUAUUUCACGCGGCACAAUGUCUUCAAGGUUUAUUCAUGUUGUUUUUGUUUUGUUCUGUUUUGUUUAAUUUACAUUCAAGUUAACAUAUAAUGCAAUAAUGAUUUCAGGAAUAGAAUCCAAUGAUUCAGCACCUAUGUUUAACACCCAGUGCUUAUCCCAACAAGUGCCCUCCUCAAUGCCCCUUGCCCAUUUAGCCCAUCCCCCCCCGAAAACCCCUGCAGUAACCCUCAGCUUGUUCUCUGUAUUUAAGUCUCUUAUGUUUCCCCCCUCCCUGUUUUUAUAUUAUAUUUGCUUCCCUUCCCUUAUGUUCACCUGUUUUGUAUCUUAAAUGCCACAUGAGUGAAGUCAUAUAUGUCUUUCUCUAAUUUCGCUUGGCAUACAUAAUACCCUCUGGUUCCAUCCACAUUGUUGCAAAUGGCAAGAUUUCGUUCUUUUUGAUUGCCGAGUAAUAUUCCAUUGUGUAUAUAUACCACAUCCUCUUUAUCUUUUCACCAGCUGAUGGGCAUUUAGGCUCUUUCCAUAUGUUGGUUAUUGUUGAUAGUGCUGCUAUAAAUAUUGGGGUGCAUGUGCCCCUUCGAAACAGCACUCCUAUAUCCUUUGGAUAAAUACCUAGUAGUACAAUUGCUGGGUCAUAGGAUAGUUCUAUUUUAAAUUUUUUGAGGAACUUCCAUACUGUUUUCCAGAGUGGCUGCACUAGUUUGCAUUCCCACUGGCAGUGCAAAAGGGUUCCUCUUUCUCUGCAUCCUCGCCAACAUCUGUCAUUGCCUGAGUUUUAACAGGACUUUAUUAAAGCAGAUUAAGUCUUGGGGCGCCUGGGUGGCUCAGUCGGUUAAGCAGCCGACUUUGGCUCGGGUCAUGAUCCCGUGGUCUGUGAGUUCGAGCCCCACGUCGGGCUCUGUGCUGACAGCUCAGAGCCUGGAGCCUGUUUCAGAUUCUGUGUCUCCCUCUCUCUGACCCUCCCCUGUUCAUGCUCUAUCUCUCUCUGUCUCAAAAAUAAAUAAACGUUAAAAAAAAUUUUUUUUAAAAAAGCAGAUUAAGUCUUAUAUGGUAUAUUAAAGAGUCCAAAAAGGGAUCCAUUGUGAUAUAUCUGCUAACAGAGUCCAUGUGGGUGGGUGGCUUCCCUCCUCUCCCCCCAACAUUCCAGUGUUCCAUCUGGGUAGAUGUGGUCAGCAGAUGAGAGAGAGAGAGAGAGAGAGCGAGAGCGAGUGCACUGGCACAUGUGCGUAUGUGCACACACGUGCAAGCAGGGGAGGGGCAGAGAGAGAAAGGGAGAGAGAGAAUCGCAAGCAGGCUCUGCACUGUCUGCACUGAGUCUGACAAGAGGCUCAAAUUCAUGCACCAUGAGUUUGUGACCUGAGCUGAGAUCAAGAGUCAGACUGAGCCACGCAGGUGCCCCAUAGACAAGAGUAUUUUUCAGCACCUUGGACUGGAGUUUGGAAAUUAGCGUCCAUCAUCUGAAAAAUUAAUUUUACCUGUUCUGAAUCUAAACAAAAACAGGAUGUCCUCCAUUUGUAGUUACUGUACAUGCAUAGUUCACCAUUCUAGAAUUUUAAUGUGUCCUCAAAUUGGAAUAGCUUGGGAGUUUGUCUGGUUGCAGCCAUAUUCCCAAGCUAAAGUCUUUUUGCAAACAUCACACAUUUGGGGAUGAAGAAUUUACUCUUUUCAGCUAAUGUCAAAUAAGCACCACAUAUUAAAAAUAUCACAGGCACCUGGGUGGCUCAGUCAGUUGAGCGUCCAAAUUUGGCUCAGGUUAUGAUCUCACAGUUUGUGAGUUCGAGCCCCACAUUGGGCUUGCUGCUGUCAGCACAGAGCCCACUUCAGAUCCCUGUCCCCCUUUCUCUGCCCCUCCCCCACUUGCACGCGCGCGCGCGCGCUCUC
Molecule: messenger RNA, 8687 nt
Organism: Acinonyx jubatus (cheetah)
Lineage: Eukaryota; Metazoa; Chordata; Mammalia; Carnivora; Felidae
Gene: CNPY3
Product: canopy FGF signaling regulator 3
Exons: 7
Coding region: 194-1117 (307 amino acids)
Cellular component (GO): endomembrane system
Molecular function (GO): signaling receptor binding
Source: RefSeq, a predicted model, not a curated record